Messenger RNA from Macrobrachium nipponense, 591 nucleotides. RefSeq lists its product as uncharacterized. NCBI's taxonomy places the organism in Eukaryota, Metazoa, Arthropoda, Malacostraca, Decapoda, Palaemonidae. The transcript has a single exon. The record is from RefSeq and is a predicted model, not a curated record. Bases 1 to 591 code for a protein of 196 amino acids.
AUGGACAAGCAGGCCCCUAGCCUGAAUGAUUGCCUAUACUCUGGCCCAUCCUUGACUAGUCAUUUAACCGACUUGUUGUUGAAAUUCCGUCUCGACCCAUUUGCGGUAUCGGCAGACAUCAGCAAAGCCUUCUUACGGGUAGGUCUCCAACCUAGGGAUCGUGAUUAUACACGUUUCAUUUGGCUAAAAGAUCUUAACAAUGAAAAGGACCUUCAAGCCUAUAGGUUUAGAUCAGUUCUCUUUGGAGCCACCUGCUCACCUUUUUUACUCCAGUCAGCCUUGCAACAUCACUUUGAAACCUACCCCACUUCACCUGAAGUUAGUUUCCUCAUGACCAAAUUUUAUGUGGACAACUUAAUUGGUUCCUUACCAACAACAGUCAGCGUCUACAGCCUUUACAAGGUUGCAAAGGAAGUCCUGUCAGAUGCCGGAAUGCCUUUAAGAGAAUGGAUCAGUAAUGACCCAACCUUCAACGAAAUGUUAAAACAAGAAGGUGAUGGAACAACAGAAGGCUCAGAUCUUGUCAAAGUUCUAGGACUUCAUUGGAACUACAAGACUGACCACUUAAGCAUAAAAACCCCCUACCUUUGA